Gongylonema pulchrum is the source of this 273-nucleotide messenger RNA. The record is from the annotation of a GenBank genome assembly. NCBI's taxonomy places the organism in Eukaryota, Metazoa, Nematoda, Chromadorea, Rhabditida, Gongylonematidae.
UUGCGUGGUGGCGGCAAGAAGAGAAAGAAGAAGGUGUACACCACGCCCAAGAAGACAAAGCACAAGCGAAAGAAGGUGAAGUUGGCCGUGCUCAAAUAUUACAAGGUUGAUGAAAAUGGUAAGAUUUCUCGUCUGCGCAAAGAGUGCUCAUCGCCGACCUGUGGUGGAGGUGUUUUCAUGGCCAGUCAUCAGAAUCGAUAUUACUGUGGCAAGUGUUAUCAGACAUUGGUGAUGCAGGAUCCGAAGGAAAAAAUCGCGGGAAAGAGCAAAUGA